AUGUCACUUCUCGCCUUUCUUCCGGCGUUCGCGCCGUUUGCUUUUUCGACCCUCGUUGUGAGCGGCCUCGCCUCCAAGGCCUUGCAUAUCGGCAUCCACAUUCACUCGCUACCUUUCCUCUACCUCGUCAUCUAUUCGCCCACCCUCGUUCUCCCCGAAAUCCUGAUAAUUACCUGUGCGCGACUCUUGUUGCAGUGGCCGGCGCCAGAAACCAAACUACAAUGGCUGUCAACAUGUGUCGGAGGGAUCUUGGGUCUUCUUACCUGGGGAGCCUCCGCCAUCCAGUUCGGCUUCUUCAUCCAAACCGGCGCCGAAGUCGCCUGGAACGCCAGCAAUAGUUUCCUCAGCGAUCCUGCUGCCAUGAAGAUUCUCCUCAGCGGUAUCUCGACCGUUUUCGCGGCGGCGGCCGUGCUUGGAAUCGCCGCGUGGCUUCUCAAUACCCAGGUUUAUAACCUGACCGGGCUCGGUUUGCAGGCGAUCCAAGACCUUUUGCUCAGCGGGUAUAACUUCUGCAGAGGGGGCUAUCAGACACGUUACACCUUGCUCUCCGCGCCCAGCAAGUCGUGGAUCAACUCGGUCGAUAUCAGAUCUGCACGCCGUGCCGCCUUCGUUGUUGCCGCUUGUUUCUCUCUGUUGUUUUUGGAACUCGUCCGUCCUGCGAUUCCGUACGAUCACCUUUCUGCGGCACUCCCGCUGUCCUUACUCGAUGCCUUCAACAAAAAGUCCAGCACCUUGGGAGGUUGCCGUAACCCCGCGACUACCUUUCCCCUGUGGACCGAUGUCGAUCCUGUGCCGCUCGAUGAAGGAUGGUCGCGGCCGUCAUGGCUGCCGCAGAACCCACCGGGUGGGUUUCGCCGCUGGGAUGUCCACCCCGACCAGCGUGCGGAGAGCGAUAACCCGUCGUGGUAUCUUUGCGGGGGUGGAGACGACGGAGGCUUCUACAAUCCCAAAGCGGACCCGCUGAAGAUCUCGAAUCUGGAUCGUGGGAUUUACGAUCCCUUGAAGAAGGCGUUCGAGCAACACGCCGUGUCGAUCGAUCAUGUGAUCCUCGUGACCCUGGAAAGCGGACGCAAGGAUAUGUUCCCCAUGCAGCAGGGAUCCCCCUUGUUCCACAGCCUCCUGGACUCGCACCCAGACGAAGAUCGAGAUGAGGCCACGGAUCGGCUGGUUGAGAUGACUCCGGUCGCACAGAUGUUGACGGGAGAGUAUGUGAAGAAUAGCAAGGGCAAGCCCGUGGACUUGCGCAAUGCCACCUGGCACGAUACCGCGCAGAAGAAUAUGGGUGGCCUGAAUGUUCGUGGGGCUGUAACUGGCAGCUCACUGACGUUUAAGAGUAUUCUUGGCAGCCAUUGUGGUGUUAACUCUCUUCCAGUGGAUAUGUUGGAGGAAUCCCUGCUCGAGAUCUACCAGCCAUGCUUGCCGCAACUCUUCGAAGCAUUCAACCAGGCCAAGAAGCCCCAGGUAGAACCGUCAGAGGAACACAUCGUGGAAAAGCGCAGUUUGGCACCUAACCAGUCUGAAUCUUUGAAGUAUCCGUGGAAAUCGGUCUUCAUGCAGUCCAUCACCGACGACUACGACCGCCAAGAUAUCAUGAAUGAACACAUGGGAUUUCGACACAAGGUUGUUAAGAGCACUCUACAAGACCACGAGUCAAAGUAUCGCGCUGAGGGCGAAGAAAUUAACUACUUCGGAUACGCCGAGACCGAGCUCAAACCAUACAUCCGCGAUCUCUUCGAAGAAGCCGCCAUCAACAAAACACGCCUCUUCCUCUCCCACGUCACCAGCACAACCCACCACCCCUGGGAAACGCCCGAAGACUUCGCGAUGGAGCACUACAUGGGCAACCAGGGCAACAUCAACCACGGUCUAAUGAACAACUACCUGAACGCAGCCCGUUUCGUUGAUAACUGGCUGGGCGACAUCAUGACGAUGCUCGAUGAAGCCGGCAUCGCAAAUAACACCCUUGUCGUCUUCGUUGGCGACCACGGCCAAGCAUUCGGCGAAGACAACAGAGACUUGACAGGGACCUACAACAACCCGCACAUUAGCAACUUCCGUGUCCCACUCGUCUUCCGACACCCGCACAUGCCCCGAAUCAACAUCAACGCCAACGCAACCUCCCUCUCCAUCAUCCCGACUAUCCUGGAUAUGCUAAUCCAAUCCCACUCGCUCGACGAACGCGACUCGGAAAUUGCUUCCGCCGUCUUGCCAGAGUACCAAGGCCAAUCGCUCAUCCGACCUUUUUUGCCAUUCAUCAACGAGACCUCCGGAUCCAAAAAUACCACAGAAAGAGAUCUCACCCCUCUAGGUCCGGAAUAUGAGCACCCCCACUUUAAAUCAGUCUGGAACUUCGGCGUGAUCAACUCCGGCGGCGCCAUAAUGUCCGUGAUGGCUGCUAAUAUCCCGUACCGCCUCAUCCUGCCGAUCCAGGAGGACUUUGAGUACACGUUCACGCAUCUGGGCGAUGACCCCGCCGAACUGAAUCCCAUCAAGGCGUGGACUUUGUCUGAUCUUGUUGAUCUGGUAGAGACGAAGCUUGGGGAUGAGCCAGCUGCUUGGUUGAAGGAUGCGGAGAAAGUUGGGAGGUGGUAUGUUAAUGAUCAAAGGAGGAUUUGGGGGUAUCGGGAGGCUUGA
Molecule: messenger RNA, 2634 nt
Organism: Penicillium argentinense
Lineage: Eukaryota; Fungi; Ascomycota; Eurotiomycetes; Eurotiales; Aspergillaceae
Product: Alkaline phosphatase-like alpha/beta/alpha
Exons: 2
Coding region: 1-2634 (877 amino acids)
Source: RefSeq, a predicted model, not a curated record